This is a messenger RNA of Thamnophis sirtalis, 3733 nucleotides long. The record is from RefSeq and is a predicted model, not a curated record. Lineage: Eukaryota; Metazoa; Chordata; Lepidosauria; Squamata; Natricidae.
GGGGAGAGCCAGACGUGCCCCGGAUACAGAAACUCAAAGCCAUUUGAAGUCUUUGCAAGCCAAAAUUUUCUCUUGGGGGAAAAAAAAGAGCGGAAUAACUUGCAGGGAUCCUUCCUGGGGCACCAGAAAUUGUCCCGUGAAGGAAAAGGCAUCUGGAGACCCACCAGAGUCCUUGGAGCCAUCUGGAGUUGCUCUGCAGGACAGAGAAAGGAUGGAGACACAACCUUUGGCCAAGGAGGGAAGCGGAAAAGGUCCUUCAGCUGCUCAGCCUGGGAAGGUUUGGAAGCUCUGGACAAGCACUGGGCAGAAGAUCCUGGAGGAGGAAACCAACCUCCCUUCAGAAGUUCCGCCCCAGAAUUUCAUCCAAUACUGGGGGCCUGAGGGUCCUCGAGGACUUUGCAGCCGAAUCCAUGACUUUUGUAGGCGAUGGCUGAGACCAGAAAAGCACACCAAAGCCCAGAUGCUGGACUUGGUGGUUCUGGAGCAGCUCCUGUUCCUUCUGCCCCCAGAGAUGGAGGGUUGGUUGCGGGAGUGUGGAGCAGAGACCAGCUCCCAGGCGGUGGCCCUGGCCGAAGGCUUCCUUCUGAGCCAAGCGGAGGAACAGAAGGAGCAGGCCGAGUUGCAGUGCUGCACUGUGGAGAUCAGAGAUUCUGAGGGAAAGAAGAAUGCAUCCAACCCCCCUCAGAAGCUAUUUUUCAGUGGGAUCCCUUGGAAAGACCCAAGUCAAAUCACCUUAGGAGAGAAGCAAAGAAUGAAGAUUUCUGGAUUUUACGAUGGAGUUCAAACAGUGGUUGAAUCUCCGAAUCAAGAGAGUCUGGUGUCCUUCGAGGAGGUGGCUGUGUAUUUCUCUGAGGAGGAAUGGUCUCAGCUGGAUCCUGACCAAAAAGCGCUGCAUUCAGAAGUCAUGCUUGAAAACCAUAGGAACGUGGUCUCUCUUCUGGGUAAUAAUGGGCAGGAGAAUCAAGAUUCCUGUGAACUGUUCCAAGUGAAAAAGGCUAAAGAUGGAACUGAGAAGUUAGGAUUUGAAAUGGAAUUCGAAAGCCAUGAGAGAAUCCAAUCAAAUAAUUGGAAUCAGGCAAGCUCAUCUUCCACUGAUGCUCCGAUGCAAGACUUUCUUGCCCAACAAGAAAAAAUAAGGAAAACAAAUGUUGGGAAUAUAAUCAAAGAUAAAUUACAUGUAGAUGAACACUAUUUGACCCAAAACAAAUGCAAAGAGCACGAUAACAUGUUCAAAAGUGGUAGUAAUCUUAUUUCCCAUAAAAGGAUCCACUCAGGAGAGAAACAAUAUAAAUGCAUGGAGUGUGGAAAAACCUUUGCUCGUAACAGUGGGCUUAGAAACCACAAAAGAAUCCACACAGGAGAGAAACCAUAUAAAUGCAUGGAGUGUGGAAAAUCCUUUACUGUGUGUAAUAGACUUACUAAACACAAAAGGAUCCACACAGGGGAAAAGCCAUAUAAAUGCAUGGAGUGUGGCAAGACCUUUGUUCAAAAAUCUAAUCUUAUUUCCCAUAAGAUCAUCCACACAGGUGAAAAGCCAUAUAAAUGCAUGGAGUGUGGCAAGACCUUUGCUCAAUGUAGUUAUCUUUCUUCCCAUAAAAGGAUCCACGCAGAACAGAAACCAUAUAAAUGCAUGGAGUGUGGAAAAACCUUUGCUCAGAGUAAUGCUCUUACUUCUCAUAGCAGAAUUCACACAGGAGAGAAGCCAUAUAAAUGCACGGAAUGUGGAAAGACCUAUGCUCAGAAUGGUAGUCUUACUUAUCAUAAAAGAACCCACACUCGGGAGAAAGUAUCUAGCAAUAGCAAUUCCACUACAAACUUAUCUACUUCUCCAAAAAGCUUUAUAGCAGUCUUUGAGCAGUUUACAAAAUCAGCAUAUCGUCCCAAGAAAUCUAGGUCCUCUCAUAGGCUGAAUCAACUUCUGCCCCCAGCGAUGGAGAGCUGGGUGCGGGAGUGUGGAGCAGAGACCAGCUCCCAGGCGGUGGCCCUGGCUGAAGGCUUCCUCCUAAGCCAGGCAGAGGAGCAGAAGGAGCAGGUCCACUUGCAGUGCUGCACUGUGGGGAUUAGGGAUCCUGAGGAAGAGAAGAACCCAUCAAAUCCCUCUCAAAAUCUAUUUUUCAGGAGGAUCCCUUGGAAAGAUCAAAGUCGGGACACCAUAGGAGAGAAACAGAGAAUGAAGUUUUCUGGUUUUUACAAUGGACCUCAAACAGCGGUUGAACCUCCAAAUCAAGAUCUUGUGUCCUUCGAGGAGGUGGCUGUGUAUUUCUCUGAGGAGGAAUGGUCUCAGCUGGAUCCUGACCAAAAAGCUCUGCAUUCAGAAGUCAUGCUUGAAAACCAUAGGAAUGUGGUCUCUCUGGGUAAUAGCGGGCAGGAGAAACAAGAUUCCUGUGAAUUGUUCCAAGUGAUAAAUCUUAAAGAUGGAACGGAUAAGUUUGGAUUUCGAAUGGAUUUCGAAAGCCAUGAGAAAACCCAGUCAAAUGAUUGGAAUCAGAAAAGCUCAUCUUCCACUGAUGCUCCGAUGCAAGAAUUUCUUGCCCAACAAGAGAAAAUAAGAAAAAAAAAUAUUGGGAAUAGUGUGAAGCUAAUCAAAGAUAAAUUACAUGUAGACGAACACUGUUUAACCCAAAACAAAUUCAAAGAGUAUGAUAACAUGUUCAGAAGUGGUAGUAAUCUUAUUUCCCAUAAAAGGAUCCACUUAGGAAAGAAACCAUAUAAAUGUGUGGAGUGUGGGAAAACCUUUACUCAUAGCAAUGGACUUAGAAACCACAAAACAACCCAUACAGGAGAAAAACCUUAUAAAUGCAUGGAGUGUGGAAAAACCUUUACUCUGAGCAAUAGACUUACUAUCCACAAAAAGAUCCACACAGGGGAAAAGCCAUUUAAAUGCAUGGAGUGUGGGAAAACCUUUGCUCGAAGAUGUAAUCUUAUUUCACAUAAGAUGAUUCACACAGGUGAAAAGCCAUAUAAAUGCAUGGAGUGUGGAAAGACCUUUGCUCAAAGAGGUAAUCUUAUUUCCCAUAAGAUGAUCCACUCAGAAGACAAACCAUUUAAAUGCAUAGAGUGUGGAAAGACGUUUACUAACAGCAAUGCUCUUACUUCUCAUAACAGAAUUCACACAGGAGAGAAGCCGUAUAAAUGCAUGGAAUGUGGAAAGACCUUUGCUCAUAAUGGUAAUCUUACUUCUCAUAAAAGGAUCCAUGUUCAGGAUAAAGUAUAUAGCAAUAGCAAUUCCACUUUAGACUUAUAUACCACUGCACAAAGCUUUAUAGCAGUCUUUGAGCAGUUUACAAAGUCAGCGUAUUGUCCGUAGCAAUCUGGGUCCUCAUUUUAACUGACCUGGCAAAGAAUAAAGGCUGAAUCAAGCAUGAGCUGGUCAGGACUGAACUCCUGGGUGUGAGCAAUUAGCUUGUAGUACGGCAUUCUAACCUCUGACUCACCAUGUCUAUAGAUUUUUAUGUUUAUGCGUAUUGUGCCUUUCUGAUCCAAAUGAGACAAGGUUGGUUCCAACAAAGUGAAAUUUAAUGUGAAGAAAAGUAAAGUUUUACAUCUGGGCGGGAAAAACAUUACAUGAAACCUGGCUCAAGAACAGGGUUGGGGUUAAUAUAUAAAACCAUCCCACUUUGCUUUUUUUGUGCUAAUGAGCAUAGUUUCCCAAUUUUUAGGAUAUUCCAAUAAUUUAUUGUAUUUUUUUUCGAUGUGGCCCUCUUGAAGACAAAUAAAAUAUAAUUUUAACUUU